AUGGCCAGCAAAGAUAUCUGCUGUGACGGCACCAUAUCAAUCCAGAACGGCAAGGUCACUGAUACCAACGGCUACUGCUCUGGGAAUGAAAAAAUCCAAUUCUCUUGCGACCCUGGAUACGAGCUCGCGGGCAAGCCCAGUGCCACCUGCCUAAAGAACGGGAGUUGGGACGCGGAGACUCCGACUUGCCAACGGUCCUGCUGUAACAAUACAAUCAGCAUAACGAACGGCCAUAUCACCGCUAGUAACGGCUACUGCUCUGGGAACAGUAUCCACUUCUCCUGUGACGUCGGCUACAAGCUUGUCGGCAGCUCUUCCGCUAUCUGCCAGGUGGACAAACAUUGGGACCGAGAGAUUCCGACAUGCCAACGUAUCUGCUGUGACAAUACCACUGAAAUCAUAAACGGACUGGUUAAUGCUACCGACGGUUACUGCUUUGGGAACGACAUGCAGUUCUCCUGUAAUCCUGGGUACGAGCUUGUCGGCAGGUCCUUGGCCACCUGCGAAGACGACGGAAGCUGGGGACGAGAAUUUCCGAUUUGCCGACCACAUACAGUGCCCACAGAACAAAGCCUCGCGUUCACCCAAGCUAUCAUCGGCGGCACCAGUGCCGGUAUCACCACGGCGCUGAUUGUGGCAGCUGUCUUCUUCAUGGUCUUCCUGAGACAAAGGAGGAGAAAAAGAAGAGAAGACUAUCAACAACCGAUUGAACUGGACUUUCUGCCAGAUGAUGUGGCAAUCCACAGGAGGAGGAUGGAGGAGAUGGUCCAACUGGUUCCCCCCAGGCCACAGUUCCCGAAGCUCGAGGUCGAUCCCAGCCGGGUGACGCUUGGUCAGAGGAUCGGCAGCGGGGCGUUCGGCCUCGUUUACCGGGCAAUCCUGACUCGGGACGACAGGACGGAGGACGUCGUCGUAAAAACUGUUAAAGAAAACGCCAGUGAGGACGACAAGCUGAGUUUCCUGGAGGAAAUCCGCGCAGUUGUGGACCUGGGGGCUCAUAAGAACCUGCUGGGUCUGGUCAACUGCUGCACGGUGGUGCGAGACCAUCUGUAUCUCAUCACGGAGUUCAUGCCGUACGGAGACCUGAAAAGUUUCCUGAGGAAAUGUCGGGAGGAAGAAAACUCUGACGGACCUCGAGAUGAUAUCUACAACUUCGAGGUGAUGCAGAUGUUCCAGGUGGCCCGGCAGAUCGCUGGAGGCAUGGAUCACAUCGCCCGGUCUCGUUACGUCCACGGAGACCUGGCCGCUCGGAACGUCCUGGUCGGGGAACGCCUGAAGGUGAAGAUUUCCGACUUUGGGCUGGCAGAAAACAUCUACCAGCGAGGUUACCGUCGGCAGGAUCGACUUCAAAAAGUGCCAGUGAAAUGGAUGGCACCGGAGCGGCUACAGGGUGGGGAAGCCUACACCACACAGAGCGACGUGUGGUCCUACGGAAUAGUGCUGUACGAGAUCUGUACGCUAGGGGACCAUCCAUACCCUGACGUGGCGGUAAACGAUCUGAAAGACCGGCUACAGGCUGGAUACAGGAUGCCCCAACCUGAAGACUGUCCGGAUGCCAUGUACGACCUUAUGCUGCAGUGCUGGCGCUGGCAACCCGUCUUGCGCCCGUCAUUCCGUACACUGGAGGCCAAAAUAGACAGGAAUCUCGCCUUCUACGGGCCCGAGUACGCCAGACCUGCCCAACCCUAGGUAGGCAUUCCACUUUCUACGGAUCCGAGUACAACAGACCAACCCUCGACAGGCAUCCCGCCUUCUACGGACCCGAGUACAACAGACCAACCCUCGACAGGCAUUCCGCUUUCUACGGACCCGAGUACAACAGACCAAACCUCGACAGGCAUUCCGCCUUCUACGGACCCGAGUACAACAGACCAAACCUCGACAGGCAUCCCACCUUCUACAGACCCGAUUACAACAGCCUAACACUGGACAGGCAUUUCGCCUUUUACUGAGCAGAGUACAUUACAACAGCCCCAAGUACUUAAUACGACACCUGGGUACUCGCUACGGGAGGAGGAGCGGCGCUGUAAUUUUUCCGACUACUACUAUAUCUACGCGACUCAACCUCUGCUUGGAGAGUAACCUAGGUAGUCUACAGCAUUAUGUAGCGAUACCGACUAGAAGUAUCGAAGAGGUGGUACUUCAAGUCCGUUUUAUUUGUAUCUUCUGUUCUGUACAU
Molecule: messenger RNA, 2179 nt
Organism: Branchiostoma floridae (Florida lancelet)
Lineage: Eukaryota; Metazoa; Chordata; Leptocardii; Amphioxiformes; Branchiostomatidae
Product: fibroblast growth factor receptor 4-like
Exons: 11
Coding region: 1-1689 (562 amino acids)
Biological process (GO): protein phosphorylation; multicellular organism development; cell surface receptor protein tyrosine kinase signaling pathway
Cellular component (GO): signaling receptor complex
Molecular function (GO): transmembrane receptor protein tyrosine kinase activity; ATP binding
Source: RefSeq, a predicted model, not a curated record